AUGAGGUACACCAUUCCAGCCACGCCCUCUGGGACCACUCAUGCCCACGUCGCCAUUGUCGGCAUGGGACCGCGUGGAACUAGUGCACUGGAGCGUCUCUGUGCUUCUGCAACGGAAUUUCUCGCGCCUGGUGCGCGACUAACCGUUCACGUCGUCGACCCAUCGCCGCCGGGAGCAGGCCGUGUCUGGCGCACCGCCCAGUCGUCAGAGCUAUUGAUGAACACGGUCACUUCCCAAGUGACCUUGUACACUGACAAUAGUGUGGUUUGCUCGGGACCGAUUCGCGAGGGACCAAGUCUGUAUGAAUGGGCAACCGAUGCUAAUCUCGGGCUGGGCCCCGACGAAUACCCAACCCGCGCGCAGUACGGCCAUUAUCUGGAAUGGGUCUUCCGUGAGGUCGUUCGCAAGGCCCCAGCUGGGGUUGACGUCGAGGUUCACGCUGCCCGCGGUGUUAGCCUUGAUGACGCGCCGGAUGGCCGCCAGACCCUCACCCUCUCUACAGGCCGCACUUUAUCCGGACUCUCUGCGGUGGUUCUCGCACAGGGCCAUCUACCGCUAGUCGCGGAUGCACAGCUACAGCAGCUUACUGCAUAUGCGAACCAGAAUGGCCUGCGUCACAUCACUCCAUCCAAUCCGGCCGAUGUUGACCUGUCCUCCGUCAAGCCUGGCGAGCCAGUCUUUCUGCGCGGUCUCGGCCUCAAUUUCUUCGAUUACAUGGCUCUGUUGACGACAGGUCGUGGCGGUCGUUUCACUCGUACACCCAGUGGAUUGCGCUACCACCCCUCAGGAAGGGAGCCCCGUAUGUAUGCCGGCUCACGCCGCGGAAUUCCGUAUCAAGCGCGCGGUGACAAUGCCAAGGGUGCAUACGGCCGCCACAUGCCACUCAUCUUCACGGAGGAGGUGAUUGAUGGCUUCCGCCAGCGCGCCGACUCCGGCAAUGCACCUAACUUUCUGAAGGAGAUUUGGCCGCUUGUCUCAAAGGAGGUGGAAACAGUGUACUAUGAGGCCUUGUUAAGACAACACGGAUUCGAGCUCGUCGACUUCAGGGAUCGCUUCCUCGCAACGGAACACAAGAGCCCUGAAGAGGCUCAGGUGCUUACCGACUUCGGCAUCACUGAGGAGAACCGAUGGUCUUGGGACCGUAUUUCCCGACCAUACGGCGAACGCACCUUUACAGCGGGUACCUGGCGGGACUGGAUGCUGGAGUACCUCCGGGAGGAUGCCAAAGAGGCCGCUCUCGGAAAUGUCAACGGACCUCUGAAGGCGGCACUCGACGUGAUGCGUGAUCUGCGCAACGAGUUGCGACUCAUUGUGGACCAUGCCGGCCUUUCCGGUCUCUCCCACCGGGACCACUUGGACCGUUGGUACACACCACUGAAUGCCUUCCUGUCCAUCGGACCCCCUCGUCAGCGUAUUGAGCAGAUGAUUGCCCUGAUCGAGGCCGGCAUUCUUGAUGUUCUCGGCCCACAACCACAGGCCCGUGCGGAGGACGGAGCUUGGACGGUGUUCUCUCCCGAAGUGCCCGGAUUGAAGGUCCGCGUCACCACCCUCGUCGAGGCGCGUCUGCCGGAACCUAGCCUGAGGGAUACUGCCGACGAGCUUCUCUCCCAUCUGCUGAAGACGGGCCAGUGCCGUCCUCACACUGUCGACGGCUACGAGACCGGAGGUCUCGAUAUCACCCUUAGCCCGUACCGUGUUAUCGACUCCCAAGGCCGUCCGCAUGCAAGGCGGUUCGCCGUUGGUGUCCCCACCGAAGGUGUCCACUGGGUCACUGCCGCUGGAGCAAGGCCGGGUGUGAACUCGGUUACCUUGUCAGACACCGAUGCGGUGGCUCGUGCUGCACUUUCUGCGGCAGUGAGUGAAAUUACAGUUGCGGAGCGCCCGACGGAGGUCAAGGCGUGGCCAAAUGUUGAAGUUUCGGAGGUUACUGUUCUGGAAGUUGGAGUUUGA
This is a messenger RNA of Aspergillus pseudonomiae, 1950 nucleotides long. RefSeq names its product FAD-NAD(P)-binding-domain-containing protein. The transcript has a single exon. The record is from RefSeq and is a predicted model, not a curated record. The coding region runs from base 1 to 1950 and encodes 649 amino acids. Lineage: Eukaryota; Fungi; Ascomycota; Eurotiomycetes; Eurotiales; Aspergillaceae.